Messenger RNA from Pocillopora meandrina, 994 nucleotides. NCBI's taxonomy places the organism in Eukaryota, Metazoa, Cnidaria, Anthozoa, Scleractinia, Pocilloporidae. The record is from the annotation of a GenBank genome assembly.
AUGCGUUACGUGGCCGCUUAUCUACUUGCCACUCUUGGAGGGAACAAAGAACCAUCUGCAUCAGACAUCAAAGCCAUCCUUGAAAGUGUUGGCAUUGAUGUCGACUCUGAUCGCCUUGAUGUAGUCAUUAAAGAGUUGAGUGGAAAGGACAUCAAUGAGGUAGAUUUAAGUGCUUGACAUGCCAAUCAGUGAUAUAUUCUUGAAAAUUCCAAUUAGUGUGCAGAAUCUCAUUCAAAGGAUAUAUACCUCUAACCAAUGGAGUUUAGGGUCCCUUCUUCAAAUUACAGAUUGGGUGUUUUUGCCUGGGAUAAAUGUAACCAGAAAAAAAACAAGGUUGUUUAGCCUACAAUACAGACCAAGACAAUAAGAGUAGUCAGAUAUUUAUUACAUCUGGCUUCAAAUAGAGAGGAAAGAUUUCAGUUCAAACAAACUUUUGGAUUCAGCAGGCCAUAUAUUGAAGUGUGGCCCAUGAAAUUGACCAAUCACAGUGAAUGUACUAACCAAAAGGUAUACUAAAUAGGUUGAUUACCUUUCUGAAAAAUUCUUUAGUUGAAUUUAAACAUUUUACAAAUCUAAAUAAAGAACCUGUUUUUUUGUGAGUGAUGUGUGUCUUCUCUGUGUGUGGUGAUUAAGUUGUUUAAAUUUAGGAAGACCAACUGACUUCCAAAGCCAGUGCCACAUCCCCAAUUUUUUUUAAAGUGUGUAAUAGCAGUUAUUAUUUUUAGGGACAACCAGGUCUAUUACAGUAGAUACAUUUUCUCCAAGUAUGGGUUCCUCUAAAGGUGAAUUUGGUGUUAUUUUUUAGGUGAUUGAAGCAGGCAAAUCCAAACUGGCGUCAGUUCCCACAGGUGGUGCUGUGAUGGCAGCAGCAUCAUCAGGUGGGGGAGCUGCUGCUCCUGCUGGUGAGAAGGCAGAGGAGGAGAAGAAAGAAGAGAAGAAGGAGGAGGAAGAAGAAGAAUCUGAUGAUGACAUGGGAUUUGGCUUGUUUGAUUAA